AUGACUGUGCUCCAUCAGUACGACUAUAUCUUUGCGCUGACCCUCAUCUUCACAUUUCUCGAUGCGUGGAACAUUGGCGCCAAUGAUGUCGCCAACUCGUUCGCCACGUCCGUCUCUUCAAGGUCGCUGACCUUGAAGCAAGCCAUGGUGGUCGCCUCGGUCUGCGAGUUUGCAGGCAGCAUUGCGGUGGGCGACCGCGUGUCCGACACGAUCCGCACGAGCAUCGUCAACCCACACCUAUACGAUGCGUCCCCCCAAGUGCUCCUCCUCGCCAUGAUGUGCUCCGUCAUCGCGUCCUCCAUCUUCUUGACCUUUGCCACGAGGUAUGGCAUGCCCGUGUCCACGACACACUCCAUCAUCGGAGGCAUCGUCGGCGCCGCGGUAGCGAGUGUCGGCAUCGACAAGGUGCACUGGGGCUUCAACGGCGUCUCGCAGAUCUUCGCCACCUGGAUCAUCGCGCCAGGAAUCGCCGGCGUCAUUGGCGGACUCAUGUUCUUCUUUACAAAGACACUUGUCCUGGCGAAGCCGACGGCAGUCAAGCGAGCCUUCUACACAAUACCCUUCUUCACCUUUGCGACGGUCGGUGCCAUCGCCAUGCUGGUCGCAUGGAAGGGCGUCAAGAGCCAGGACAUGUCCACCCCUCUCAUCAUCAUUGCCGUCCUCGUGCCCGCGACCGGCGUCGUCGUCCUGCAGGCCUGGUUCAUCAUGCCCUUUCUCUGGGUCCGCAUCAUGCGCGAGGACUGGACCUUGCGAUGGUACCACUGCCUCAAGGGGCCGUGGCUGCUCAAGCGCGAGCCGCCGCCCCCGACACCGUUUGGCUAUGUCAAGCCGCAGAUCAAGGAUUACUACCGCGGCCAUCUCACGGCCGAAGAGCUCGCCUCCGUCCGCGCCUCCGAGACACUUCUCCAGUCCGUGCAGACCCCUGACGACCAGCCACCCUCCAACGAUGUGCCUGAGUUUCUGGAGCUGCCCAUGCCCGCCAUCCAAUCUAAUUCACCAUCGCAUCGCCGGCCGACACCGCCCCGGGAAGUGAACGGCAGUAACAUGGAUGCCUUUAUCCCCCCCCGACCGUCAGGGCAGUGGAACAGCUGGCCCGUGAUCGGCUGGCGCGUCAACCGCUUCCUCCUGCGCGGGAUCGAGGCGGACGUGGUCAGCAUGCAGAAGCGCAACCUCGUGCUCAAGUGGGAUAUCGAAGACAUGCACGCCCGCGCGGCGCACUUUGACAACCGCGCAGAGUACAUGUACUCUGCGCUGCAGAUCCUGACGGCGGCGGCGGCAUCGUUCACACACGGCGCCAACGACGUGAGCAACGCCAUCUCGCCCCUCAUCACGGCCUACGAUAUUUGGUCCCAAGGCGAGGUGGUCGACUCGCUGCAUGUGCCCGCCUGGGUGCUCGCGUUUGGUGGCACCGCCAUUGUGCUCGGGCUCUUGACGUUUGGGUACCACGUCAUGCGGACGCUUGGUAACCGACUGACCCUCAUCUCGCCCAGCCGUGGUUUCUGCAUGGAGCUGGCGUCUGCCGUGACGGUGCUCAUGGCCACGCGCCUCAAGCUGCCUGUCAGCACGACGCAGUGCAUCACCGGCGCCACCGUGGGGGUUGGCCUCGCCAAUGGUGACUGGAAGUGCAUCAACCCCAAGCUCGUGGGGUGGAUCUAUCUGGGGUGGAUCAUCACCGUGCCUGUGACGGGGAUUAUAUCAGGGUGCCUCAUGGGCACCAUUCUUUGGGCCCCCAACUGGGGUAUUCAAACCGUAUAG
Emericellopsis cladophorae is the source of this 1755-nucleotide messenger RNA. Its product is annotated as Phosphate-repressible phosphate permease-like protein. Gene Ontology annotation, biological process: phosphate ion transmembrane transport. The record is from RefSeq and is a predicted model, not a curated record. The transcript has 2 exons. The coding region runs from base 1 to 1755 and encodes 584 amino acids. NCBI's taxonomy places the organism in Eukaryota, Fungi, Ascomycota, Sordariomycetes, Hypocreales, Bionectriaceae. Gene Ontology annotation, cellular component: membrane.